GCCAUUGCAUGGCCGUGGAAAUAUGUUGAUUGUGGACAUAAAAUGAGGUGAUGAUGGACCAUUUUGUGUGUUGAAGUGGGCAACGAACCUGUGAACUACAAAAUAUAAGGCGCGCUUUUUUUGUUCGAUUUUUUUUUGUUUGUUUUUGUUGUUGUUUUUUGUUCGUUUUCUUUUUAGUUUGCUUAAAAUCUAACCAUCAAGCUCCUGGAGCGUAACAUCGCAUACAAAAGCCAUGAAGACAAAUGUGUACUCCAGUUAUACACGUAUUAAGUUUUGAAGCAGAUGGGAUGUAAUGUGGUGUGGUCGCGUUGAAUAUUCGCCCCCCUUUUUCCUGCUUCGUGAAGACUGGCAUUUGGUGUCUAUAGAAUGGCUCGGUUCGGAGAUGAGGUGCCGUCCAGGUAUGGCGGAGGACCGGGACACGCUCAAGGGGGACCCGGCCGCGGCGGCAGCAGGCAGGGCGGCCCGCCGGGUGGUCAACAGAGAGUGUACAAGCAGUCAAUGGCCCAGCGAGCCAGAACUAUGGCCCUGUACAACCCUAUACCGGUGCGGCAAAACUGCUUCACUGUCAACCGAUCUCUGUUCAUCUUCAGUGAGGACAACUUCGUGAGAAAAUACGCCAAAAAGAUCACCGAAUGGCCUCCAUUUGAGUACAUGAUCCUGGCUACCAUCAUUGCUAACUGCAUCGUCCUGGCCCUGGAACAACAUCUUCCAGACGGGGACAAGACACCCAUGUCAGAGCGCUUGGAGGACACCGAACCCUACUUCAUCGGCAUUUUCUGUUUCGAGUCAGGCAUUAAGAUCUUGGCUUUGGGCUUUGCCUUCCACAAGGGCUCGUACCUACGCAAUGGCUGGAAUGUCAUGGACUUUGUAGUGGUGCUUACUGGAAUCCUGUCCACAGUGGGCACAGACCUUGAUCUGAGGACGCUGCGUGCUGUUCGAGUGUUGAGACCCCUCAAACUGGUGUCUGGGAUUCCCAGCUUGCAGGUUGUGCUUAAAUCCAUCAUGAAGGCUAUGAUCCCUCUGCUGCAGAUCGGUCUGCUGCUCUUCUUUGCCAUCCUCAUGUUCGCCAUCAUUGGUCUUGAGUUCUACAUGGGCAAAUUUCACACCACUUGCUUUGACAACAUCACUGAUGAGAUACGAGAGGAGUUUCCAUGCGGAAAUGACACUAACGCUCGGACCUGUCCUAAUGGAACAGUAUGUAAAAAGUACUGGAUUGGACCCAACUAUGGUAUUACCCAGUUUGACAACAUCCUGUUUGCCGUGCUCACAGUCUUCCAGUGCAUCACCAUGGAGGGCUGGACUGACCUGUUAUACUAUAGCAAUGAUGCUUCAGGGAGUGCAUGGAACUGGAUGUACUUCAUCCCCCUCAUCAUCAUCGGCUCCUUCUUCAUGCUCAAUCUUGUGCUGGGUGUGCUGUCAGGAGAGUUUGCCAAAGAAAGGGAGCGCGUGGAGAACAGGAGAGAGUUUCUUAAGCUGAAGCGUCAGCAGCAGAUAGAGAGAGAGCUGAACGGAUAUCUGGAGUGGAUCUGCAAAGCAGAAGAAGUGAUUUUGGCUGACGAGGACAAUGACCCAGAUGACCGGAUGCCCUUUGACGGCUCGCGAAGGAGACCUACCAUCAAGAAGAGUAAAGCAGACCUGCUCGAUGCAGAGGAUGGAGAUGGAGAUAUAGGUUCUCCGUUUGCACGGGGCAGUCUGAAGAGCUCGAAACUGGAGGGCUCUUCCUUCCAUAAAAAGGAGCGUCGGCUGCGAUUCUUCAUCAGGCACAUAGUGAAGACGCAAACGUUCUACUGGACUGUGCUGUGUCUGGUCGGACUCAACACACUGUGUGUGGCUGCUGUGCACUACGACCAGCCCGAAAAGCUCUCAGACUUCCUCUACUUUGCUGAGUUCAUCUUCCUGGGGAUCUUUAUGUCAGAGAUGUUUAUUAAGAUGUAUGGGCUGGGGACCAGACCUUAUUUUCACUCCUCCUUCAACUGUUUUGACUGCAUUGUCAUUUGUGGCAGCAUUUUCGAGGUGCUCUGGUCUAUGAUCCAGCCAGGAACCUCGUUUGGGAUCAGUGUGUUACGAGCUCUCAGGUUACUGAGGAUCUUCAAAGUGACCAAGUAUUGGGCGUCUCUGAGGAACCUAGUGGUGUCUUUGUUGAACUCCAUGAAAUCCAUUAUCAGUUUACUCUUUCUCCUUUUCCUCUUCAUCGUGGUCUUUGCGCUGCUGGGCAUGCAGCUUUUUGGAGGACAGUUUAAUUUUGAAGCCGGCACACCACCUACAAACUUUGAUACUUUUCCUGCAGCAAUAAUGACAGUAUUUCAGAUCCUGACGGGUGAAGACUGGAACAUGGUCAUGUAUGAUGGGAUCGAGUCUCAGGGCGGAGUAAAAAAGGGCAUGGUCUUCUCAGUCUUCUUCAUCGUUCUUACACUCUUCGGCAACUACACUUUGCUCAAUGUGUUCUUGGCUAUCGCUGUGGACAAUCUGGCCAAUGCACAAGAGCUGACCAAGGACGAACAGGAGGAAGAGCAAGCAGCCAAUCAGAAAAUGGCUCUUCAGGCGGCCAAGGAAGUAGCAGAGGUCAGCCCACUGUCUGCAGCCAACCUCUCCAUUGCUGCCGUGACAGUAAACUCUGAGCGUCUUGAUGCAACAGAACACUUUCUGGACUGUAAAGAGCAACAGAAGAACCACAAAGGUUGUAAGUCAGUAUGGGAGCAGCGCACUAGCGAGUUGAGACGACAGACCCUGAUGAACAGCAGAGAGGCUCUUUACAAUGAGUUGGACCCUGAAGAUCGCUGGAAGGUCUCAUACUCCCGUCACAUUCGUCCCGAUAUGAAGACACAUCUGGACCGGCCGCUGGUCGUGGACCCUCAGGAGAACCGCAAUAACAAUACCAACAAAACUCAUCCGGGUGACGGCCAGCCCCAGCGCACUCAUCAGCUCCUGCACAAACAGCCCAACUUCAAUGAGGGGGAGAGUGGAGGAGGAGGUGGAGGGUCUGAGCCCUGGGCAGCGUUGGAAAGGGGGGACUCCACAGGGUCUCGUCGGAGUCUUUUAGGCUCUGAGAACCAUGGGGAGGGUAGAGAGUCUCACCGCAGACAUCAGCAUGGCGAGCGCUGGAAGCUCUUGACAGAAAGAAGACUAAUUCCUUGUAGAGGACGAGGAACAGGUCCUGCUGGUUGCGCCGUACUGGCCCACCCGGACCUGGUUUCCGGAACUCAUCCUUCCGACAGCCCCUCUCUGGCGCAUCGCUCUGAGGAAGGACCUCGUUUCUCAGGGGCUCGGCGCCAUGUGGCACACGCGUCCGGAUCUGUGGAACCUCCACGUGUGGCUCCUGGACGGGACACGCCGGACUUGAGUGGUCUGCCACAAGCAGUGGUGGACACCAUCACUCAGGCUAGAGCUCCCUCUAUGAGGGAUGGCCAUGGAAGUGGCCCCACUCUCUCCACCACCCGUCCCAUUCAGAAGACUCUGUCCAGGCAGGACAGUCAGUACAGUGAGGACCUGGACAAUGCCAUGAACAACAAGCUUGCCACCCAGCCACCUAGUAACUCCACUCCUCAUGAUAGUCUGCUCAAUCUGGCCAACAGUGCCCACACUGCCGGCCUGGCACAUACUGACACUGAGAGCAGCCUCAUUCUCACCAACCCUUCCUCUACCACUGCUAAUGUUACCAGCACUGGUCACCUGAGCAUGAACCCCGAUUACACUGCCGUGGACAUUCCCCCGAUGUUCCCCUCCAGUAACGCCAUCCUACAGGUCAAUAAGAAUGCAAACACAGAGCCCCUGCCCAAGAAGGAGGACACAAAGGGUGACGAUGAUGAUGAUGAGAAAGAUGAUGCGGGGCCUAAACCCAUGCCACCCUACACCUCAAUGUUCAUUCUGACUACCACCAACCCAUUUCGGAGGUUGUGCCACUAUAUCGUCACGCUCAGAUAUUUUGAGAUGUGUAUUCUGCUGGUCAUUGCAAUGAGCAGUAUUGCCCUGGCCGCUGAAGACCCUGUCUGGCCCGAUUCCCCCCGCAACAAUGUCCUGCGGUACUUUGACUAUGUGUUCACUGGUGUGUUCACCUUUGAGAUGCUCAUUAAGAUGGUAGAUUUAGGUCUUGUCCUCCAUCAAGGCUCAUAUUUCCGUGACCUGUGGAACAUCCUGGACUUUAUAGUGGUUAGUGGUGCCCUGGUGGCGUUUGCCUUCACCGGAGGCAGCGGAGGAAGCAGCAAGGGGAAAGACAUCAGUACUAUCAAGUCGCUGCGUGUGCUCCGAGUAUUGCGGCCUCUGAAAACCAUCAAGCGUCUGCCCAAGCUGAAGGCUGUCUUUGACUGUGUGGUGAACUCUCUGAAGAAUGUGUUGAACAUACUCAUUGUCUACAUGCUGUUCAUGUUCAUCUUUGCUGUGGUGGCUGUGCAGCUCUUCAAAGGCCGUUUCUUCUACUGUACCGAUGAAUCCAAGGAGUUGGAGCGUGACUGCAGGGGCGAGUAUCUUGUCUAUGAAAAAGAUAACGAAGUGCGGGCGCAGAAGCGGGAAUGGAAGAAAUACGAUUUCCACUACGACAAUGUGCUCUGGGCCCUUCUCACCCUCUUCACCGUUUCUACGGGAGAGGGGUGGCCACAGGUACUGAAACAUUCAGUGGAUGCGACCUACGAGAAUCAGGGCCCGAGUCCAGGUUACCGGAUGGAAAUGUCCAUCUUUUACGUGGUGUACUUCGUGGUCUUCCCCUUCUUCUUCGUCAACAUCUUCGUGGCUCUUAUCAUCAUCACUUUCCAGGAGCAAGGAGACAAAAUGAUGGAGGAGUAUAGCCUGGAAAAGAAUGAGAGAGCCUGCAUAGACUUCGCCAUCAAUGCUAAACCGCUCACGCGACACAUGCCUCAGAACAAACAAACAUUCCAGUACCGCAUGUGGGAGUUUGUGGUGUCUCCUCCAUUUGAAUACACCAUCAUGGCAUUGAUUGCCCUCAACACCAUUGUCCUUAUGAUGAAGUAUGAUGGAGCAUCAGAUGCCUAUGAAGCUGUGUUAGCCAACCUGAACAUAGUGUUCACCUCACUUUUCUCCAUGGAGUGCAUAUUGAAGAUCAUUGCCUUUGGAGUGCUGAACUACUUCAAAGACGCCUGGAACAUCUUCGACUGUGUGACUGUACUUGGCAGCAUCACUGAUAUUUUAGUCACAGAGCUAGGGAUGAACAACUUCAUAAAUCUGAGUUUUCUAAGGCUCUUCAGAGCUGCUCGUCUCAUUAAGUUGCUCAGGCAGGGUGAGACCAUACGCAUCCUGCUCUGGACCUUCGUCCAGUCUUUCAAGGCUCUGCCGUAUGUGUGCCUACUCAUCGCCAUGCUGUUCUUCAUCUACGCCAUCAUUGGCAUGCAGCUGUUUGGGAACAUUGCGAUUGAGGAGGAUGGUGAGAGUGCCAUUAACCAGCACAACAAUUUCAGGACUUUUUUCCAGGCGCUAAUGCUGCUCUUCAGGAGUGCUACAGGUGAGGCAUGGCAUGAUAUCAUGCUGUCAUGUCUGGGAAAGAAGGUGUGUGAUCCUCUCUCUGGUAACGUGGAGGCAGAGUGUGGGAGCGAGUUUGCCUACCUCUACUUUGUCUCCUUCAUCUUCCUCUGUUCCUUUCUGAUGCUGAAUCUGUUCGUGGCUGUGAUCAUGGAUAAUUUUGAGUACCUGACGCGUGACUCCUCUAUCCUGGGACCCCAUCACCUGGACGAGUAUGUGAGAAUCUGGGCGGAGUAUGAUCCAGCUGCUUGCGGGCGCAUUCAUUAUAAGGAUAUGUACAGUUUAUUGCGAGUUAUCGACCCCCCUCUGGGCUUAGGCAAGAAAUGUCCUCAUAGGGUGGCCUGCAAGAGACUGUUGCGGAUGGAUCUGCCAGUUGCUGAUGACAACACAGUGCACUUUAAUUCCACACUUAUGGCCUUAAUCCGAACUGCUCUGGACAUCAAGAUCGCCAAGGGUGGGGAAGGAGGCGUAGAUAAGCACCAGAUGGAUGCUGAACUAAGGAAGGAGAUGAUGGCGAUAUGGCCUAAUCUCUCUCAGAAAAAUCUGGACCUUCUGGUGACACCCCACAAGUCAGCGACAGACCUGACAGUGGGAAAGAUCUAUGCUGCCAUGAUGAUCAUGGAGUAUUAUAGGCAAAGUAAAGCCAAACGGACACAGGCUAUCCACGAUGAACAGAAUCGAACGCCAUUAAUGUUUCAGCGUCUGGAGCCGCCGUCUCCAAGCCAGGAUGUGGGACAGGGACUCACUGGCCUUCCUGAAACACAACAGCACCCUGCAAAUCAUCUGCCUGUUAAUGAAAGGAUCCCAGAGAGCCAAUCAUGGGUGACAGCGCGAGCCCAGGAGAUGUCUCAGAAAGCAGGAAGCUGGAGUCCUGAAGGCCAACACCCAGACGACCCCGCAGAUAACCGCAGACAGUCUCAGACAGUAGAGAUGAGAGAGAUGGGGCGGGACAGGUACUCGGACACUGAGCACUAUCUGCCGAUGGAAGGCCAUGGCAGGGCUGCUUCCAUGCCUCGACUCCCAGCAGACAACCAACAGACCAUCACCGAUAACAGUCCGAUGAAGCGUUCAGCUUCAUCUUUGGGCCACGGGCGUCAAGGCCGUUCAAUGCGGGGUGAGGACUAUGCCAUGGACAGGGUUAUCCCAGAAGAGGGUCACAGACAUGGGCAUCGCCACCGAGACCGCAGUCACCGUGCAUCAGAACGCUCCCUGAGCCGCUACACUGAUGCUGACACAGGUCUUGGCACUGACCUCAGCACCACCACACAGUCAGGAGACCUGCCAUCCAAGGAGAGGGACCGGGGCCGGGCCAAAGACCGCAAGCACCACCAUCAUCACCAUCACCAUCACGGUUCUCUAGAUAAGGAGCACUACGGACACGAGAGAGAACGAGGGGACUACGGCCACAGAGGGUCUAGAGAGAGAGACCGCCGCUGGUCCCGCUCACCGAGUGAGGGCAGAGAGUGCCUGACUCACAGACAGGGCAGUAGUUCAGUAAGCGGCAGUCCAGUCCCCUCCACCUCUGGGACCAGCACGCCCCGCAGCCCGUCCUACGAGCCCCUCCCUGUGCAGGGCAACCCUCACCCACAUUCCCCCAGGACUUCCCGCCACAGCACCCCCCCUCAGGGCCAGCCACAUCCACGGCGCGUGCCAAACGGCUACCGUUCGUCCUCGCCCACUCCCCACCACCACACCCCCGCCCACCCGGGAACUCAUAAGCCUCCUCAUCCCAGAGGGCCCAGGAAGGGCCUCCACGAACCCUACAGUGAGACUGAUGAGGAUGACUGGUGCUAGCCUCUGGGACGGGGAGGGGUGAGUCCUGCCGCGCUCUCACGGUGAAGUGAUACUCUCAUUGGAUUGGCCACUCUGUCCGGGGAAACACUAGGCAGUGCUCUGAAUGUUCACAGGGGAAAUCAAGGCAUGAUUCAUUUCUUUCUAUUUCUCGUUUCUUUUCCGAUUCCUCUGCUGCCGAGUGUUUCCCUGAAAGCGACGGACCGCUGACAGUGAAUAUGAAGACUUAUGAAUACGAAAUCCUGUUCUUAGCCUUUUUCUGAAGAAUAUAAAAAUGUUUUGAUAAGGAGGAGGAAUGUCUGAACUGUUUUUCCCCAGGACAUUUCACGCAGUCCCUCCGGAAAUGAGACGCUAGGAACUCUUUAGCACUCGUU
Messenger RNA from Sinocyclocheilus rhinocerous, 7631 nucleotides. Its product is annotated as voltage-dependent P/Q-type calcium channel subunit alpha-1A-like. Gene Ontology annotation, molecular function: high voltage-gated calcium channel activity. Gene Ontology annotation, cellular component: membrane; neuronal cell body; voltage-gated calcium channel complex. The record is from RefSeq and is a predicted model, not a curated record. Gene Ontology annotation, biological process: calcium ion import across plasma membrane; chemical synaptic transmission. NCBI's taxonomy places the organism in Eukaryota, Metazoa, Chordata, Actinopteri, Cypriniformes, Cyprinidae.